AUGUUCGCUCAAACCCCUCGUCCUCAUUCCCCCAUUCGCGCAUCCCGCUCUCCUUCCCCGUCGCGCAAACAGCGACUGGAGCCUGGCGGGACCGGCACGACGACGCGAAGACUAGGAGAUGGCAAAGUGUCAGAGGGCAAACGAUUGUUCGAGGAUUUGGCUCGAAGGGCAGGGACGCCCAAAGUCAAGUCGGAGUCCAGCACCGGCACCAGCUUGAAGGGUGCUGGGAUGUUGGGCGACAAGACCAACAAGGGUGGCAGGAGCAGUAGCAAGGAUGGCGAAGAGCAGGGAGGAUCGCCUUCGAAGAGCAGGUCGGCAAGUCCUACGAAGCUUGGCGCCAGCAAUACAACGAGUCGCACGCUGCAAACGCCGGCCAAAUCUAGCAACAAGAGCAACGGCAACAGCAACGGCACGACAUUCUUUGAAACACCAGCGGCGCAGACUGGUAAAGCGGGUGCAGCGAGAGCGCGCAUGGCAGAAGCUUUGGAAGCUCGUCAACCGAUCAAGGAAGUGGAGGAAGAGGAAAGCAUCGCUGCUGCCAAGCAGUCCGCCUUUGCUUGGCCAGCGGAUGAUGCGCCAGAUGACGCUUGGCCAGAGAUCGAGUACAUGCCUGCGCCCGUCGAGAGUGGGUAUGGCAACGCUGCGCAUGUAUGCUUGACCCCCAGCCGCUGAACCUCUCAUCACACCCACACCCACACUCUCCAGUUGCCCAUUCGCUACCUUUUGAGCUGGACGGACUUCCUAGAGCAGAUGAGCUUGCUCGCAGUCUAUGCAGCAUGCGAUUCGGUGGAUUCGUGGGCGAGGUAGAGCAAGAGGAUGCGCGCAAUCUACCUUUGUUGCAGCAGCAGCAGCAUCAAGAGGCGUCCUGGCUAGUGCCUACUCGCAAAAGCAAGGAGUCCGAGCAAGACUUGCCAUGGCCUAAUCGAAAGAUUGCUGCGAAUCUGCCCAAACCCGCACCCGCACCCGCACCCGCACCCGCACCCGCACCCAAACAGACGACGAUCGCGAUUCGUUCGGCGCGAGCAGCCAGGAGCAUUGCGGGCGCUUCCUCCAGCUCAAAGGUGAAGGAGGCGAGCAAAGCGAGGGCGCGUACCGCUUCGAAUGCAUCAAAAGUGACAAACACAAACGGUUUGGUGUCAAGAGGUGCUUCAUCGACGACGGCCGUCGCACCUUUACGCGCAAGGUCCAUCACUCCUCGAGCAGCGCCGACAAAGAGUGUGAGCUUGGGCAAAUCUUGCGUAUCCUCCUCUCGACUUGCAAACGUGCCGCGCUGCAAAGCUGCAUGGAAAGAGGAGCAGAAUCGUCUAGGUGCAGACGAAGCUUUGCAUGCUGAUUUGAGCGACUUUAUGAACGAUCAGCAUGCGCGGUGGGUGGAUGAAAAGUUGCGAGAGACGAGCAUGAAUGCGCAAGAGGGCUUGUUGGAGAUGUAG
This is a messenger RNA of Ceraceosorus bombacis, 1430 nucleotides long. Lineage: Eukaryota; Fungi; Basidiomycota; Exobasidiomycetes; Ceraceosorales; Ceraceosoraceae. The record is from the annotation of a GenBank genome assembly.